This is a messenger RNA of Porites evermanni, 5057 nucleotides long. The record is from the annotation of a GenBank genome assembly. NCBI's taxonomy places the organism in Eukaryota, Metazoa, Cnidaria, Anthozoa, Scleractinia, Poritidae.
AUGAAUUCGCAAACUUUGCGUAUAAUAGAGGCAAAUAAGAAAAGUAUUGGGAUGAAAAGAGUGAGAAAUGAUACACACUUCCCUCACAACCAAGAAAACAAGAAAGCCGAUGAAAAAUCUAAUGGGGGAUUAGAGUCGUUCGCCAAUGAUACAACCUUACACGGAGCAAGAUAUUUGUGCGACAAAAACGUCUUCAGGAGAGUUUUAUGGACCUUGGUCCUCAUCGGCAGUUUUAGUUUCUGUAUUUAUCAAGUUUGUGAGACUCUGGUGGCAUUUAGUCAGCGACCAUUCAUUACAAAAGUUUCAACAAGCACAACUGAAACCAACGAGUCUUUUUUCCCCGCUGUGUCGCUUUGUAAUCUGAAUUCCUUUAACACACGAAGAUAUAGAGACAUAUUAAAAUCCCACAAUUUCAGUGAACCUUUCAUCGAGAAAAAAAUUCAAGACGUGCUUGUUAUUGUGAACAAAGACAAAAAGGCAUUUAACGAUGAGUUUGUCAAGCGAAAUCCAGAAUUUUUUCAACGUCAAAAAACCGCAAGUGAAAUUAUGGCACAACUGAUGCUCAGUCAUCAAAUCGAAGAAAUGCUCCUUCCAGUAAGCCCACAGUUUCAUUCUUGCUCUGUAAAUGGGAAAAAGUGCACAGCAAAUAACUUUACGAGUCACGUGAGUUCAUUAUACGGAUUGUGUUACACAUUUAACUCUCUGAAAAGCGGUCGACCGUUACUCUAUGCAACGUUAUCUGGUAAAAAUAGUGGACUAAGGCUUCUACUUAACAUAGAAAGGGACAGCUACUUGGCUACUAACAUUCGCCCAACAGUUGGUCUUGCAAUUAUUAUCCACGACCAGAAAAGUUUUCCUUUCAUGGAGGACUUUGGUACCACCGUACAGCCAGGCAUUUCAACUCUUUGUGCCUUUAGGAAAAGAAAGGUUAGAGACUAGCGCGCAAUAUUAAACAAUUAUUCCGCGAGCCCGAAUGGGCUCUGAGUCAAUAGCCCAUGAGGCCUUGGCCUCAUGGGCUAUUGACUCAGAGGCCGUGAGGGUUUUAAUAAAAUCCAACUAGUUGGUCAAAAAUAUCGAGACAAAAAAACUUUAGCUAGCAAAACGCGAUUCAGCCGCUAUUGUUUUGGUUUUCAAAGCCCGCGCUUUUCGCUACUAGAGGGCUAUAACAUAUAGCCUAGUAGUGGCUCAGCCAAUCAGAACGCAGCAUUGAUAAUAGACCACUAGUUGCAAUGGAUUUUACUAAUAUCUGAUAACCUGUUUAAUUAUCCUAGAUAGACAAGACGGUUUAACUGGAGAAGUUCAUAAAAAAAAACCCCAGUUAGUCUGUGGCUUGGUUCCCAGCAACUGAGUGAUAAGUGAUCUUCUUUGCACUGAAAUGAAUCAAGGAAAAAUUUCGAGUUCCUACAAUCUUAGACAAAAGUCCUUGGGACAGUGAUUCAAAUUUUGGCCCCACUGUCCAUCGACUUCAUUGUCAAGCUUGAGCGCCGAUCCAAAGACGCGCGACUAAGUUUAUCUUAAAACUGCCUUACUCUUCUAAUAUAAGUUAUAAGUCUCGUUUACAAACUCUAAACCUAAUACCUAUUUGUUACCGGCAUAAACUCUUAGAUCUAACCUUUUUUUUUUCAAAUUGACGCAAGGGUCUUGUUAACGUGAACUCCUCUGUGACCUACCUGAAGUUCGUAAAUACGGUAGACGCACUAGAUCUUCACCCAGUAAUGUUAAUAAAUACAUAAUUAAGAAAUGUAAAACUACUACGUACCAGAAAUCCUUUCUUAUUAGAACUAGUAAAAUUUGGAAUUGUUUAGCGGAUGAACUAGAUUUGAGUUCAUCGACCUUAGCUUCCUUUAAAUCGGUUAUUUUUAAUCAUUAUAAGUCCUCGUCAGCUGUUUCCUAUGCCUUUUUUUAUGAAGACCCACUUUCGUUCAAGUCUAUCCGUUUAAAAUGUAAUAGUGCUCGUCCCUUGUCUCGUCCAAUAACUUGUUGUAUGUAGCUGUAGUUUUCUUGUAUCGCUGUUGUUUUUAAUAUUUUUGUUUUUAUUUCUUUAUUAGUAUCCGAGACCGCUGUAAUUGGCCACAGCUGUUGCGGUGUCCCUGCCAACGUUCUUUCUGUUUGUUUGUUUUAUUUUGGCGAAGCUAAUAAAAUAAAAAAUAAAAAAAAUAAAGUAACUGUAAUUUCUGGUUUCCCUCAUAAAACAGUGCAACGUCUUCAAAAAUAUUUUGGAGUUCUCCUUCUCGCCCACCCUUUAGAAUGCUGUAACUCGGGAAAAGUUUGGAAACAAACGUUUAACGCCGUACGUUCUUUGUGGGGUGGGGAAAAGGGGCAGGGCAUGUGUGAAAAAGAGAAAAAAUAGCUCAUCGGCUGUCAUAAAAAUGCCCUUGUAAAAGUUCUUUCUGGUCAUUAAAUAUGGGUCUCCUUAAAUGAAUCUAGAAGAUCAAUUGUGUCAUGAGCAUGAGUUUCCGCAGCUUUUUACUAAUUAAAAAAAGCACUUAUUUUCUUACAGAUAGUUAACUUGAAAGGAGGCAUACUUUGUUUAACGUGUUUGUCUAGUGACCUGUACAAGUUGUCGCUACAAAUACGGAUGUGUUUCUCUCGGACGUACUAUUUUACGGCGUUACAUUACACUGUCAAAAGAUGCGGCUGUACACCGCCUGAAUUUAAAGGUAUAGUAAUGGCUCUUCAUUUUUUACAUUAACCAGUGAGUGUCUUUGUGGAUGUUUAAUAUCCGUAAGCGGGCGAGUUCACUGAAUGAUGAGAUUUACCGUUACUGAAAACAACAAUAUACCUCUUCCGAUAGACCAAGAUAGUUUCCUUCGAUCAUGAAAAUUGAGAUUAGUUUUUUAACAGUUGGCCUGGAUAAUAAUUAUUUUUUUCUGAGUUCUUGGGUUAAUUGCCACUUUUUGAAAUACAUCUGUAUUCAGCAAAAACAGCAUGCCAAGAGGUUUCCACAAUAAUUUUAGAAUUUCGCUCGCUCUUAUACGGGUCCGGGAAGCCGGACACCUUCAUAGAGGACUUUUGAUAAGGCAAAAUUAAGAAGAUAUUCUAGCAACAAGUUGCUAAAAUAGAAUUAAAAAUAUGUGAAGGAAGAAUUCAUUAAAGGAUAUUAAAAUAACUUUAUCGGAAUAAAUUUGUUCAUUUUCUUUUUGAAGCGGAUGCUCCGAUUUGUGCGCCGAAUGACUCUGUGCUCUGCGUUUACAAUUCCUAUGGUGAGUCUGUAUUACUGGGGAUCACGUUAUAGUGGUUUUCGUGUUAAUUAUCACUCUUAUCGUGAGUGAUAAACCUGUUUAUCAGGAUUAAAUACAUGCGACGGACGUUCAGCGCCAAGCCCAUGUAUAUAUGCAAGCUGCUGCCAGGUGUGAGGCAUUAUGCGAUUCUAGCCAGCUGACGCGUUGAACCAAGAGAGAAUGAGCUAGAACAUUCUACCUUGGUUGAACACGAUUGUAAGAUUUCUUGUCCCAUCCCUCCCUCCCUGAGGGUAUCGCGCGGUGGUCUAGGCAAUAAAAAGAACCCCAAAGAGAGUUGUUGUGUAUUUAAUACUAUUAUAAUGAUAGAUUGACCAAACUACUGGUGCAAGGUAACCUCUUAUGAAAUGAGCUAAUCUGAGUUAAAUUUAUUCAAUGAUAUAUAUAUUAUAUAUUUCAUUGUAGAAGAGUUUGGAGCCUCUAGUGAAAAAGAAUCUUGUGACAAGAACUGUCCUGAACCCUGUGAACAUGUGGAAUACGAGACUUCCUUCUCUUACAGCGCAUUGCAGCCCGAAAGCUUCGUCGAUCAUCUCAUGGAUUUCCUUAAGAGCAAUGACACGUCAGUGGAUCGAGCGAUUUACGAGCCCCUGUUGAACAUGACACCAUCUGAACGAGAGAGAUACAUUGAGUGAGUGCUUUACUUAGACUGGUAUCUCCAACUGAAUGAGGAAAUACGUGAACUAAUGUAUACUAGUAAGCUUCCCUUGUGGAAAAGAGAGGGCGAACAAACAAACCAAAAAGCUGGUUGUUUUGCAGUCUAGUGGAAGAAGUGCAACCCGGCAAACAAAUGCAAACUGGCAGAUUAUAGAAGCAAGAAACAAACAGAUCUGGUUUAAAUUACUCUGUUCGCUCUUUGCUAUCCAUUCGUAGUUUGCUUAGUUUGCCAUCACAGAUACUCCAGGCAGAGGGAGGAUACUUAAUCAGUCGUAAUAAAUGAAGGUAAUGGAUACAACAAUUGUCUUGACUAGUAUCUGUCGCACUGCGACUCCAAUCGGAGGCAAAUGGAGUACCAACCUCGGGUACACUUAAAAACUUGAUUUGUUUUUGUUUCGUGUUUCCUAACUUAAAAAUUAAUUUUCUUCAUAUGUGAAUUUUUUUUUAAUCCAGAAAGAACAUAAUUUCCUUGGACAUCUAUUUUGAAGAUCUGAGCUACGAAAUCAUUGAACAGACGCCUGUUUACGAGACCUGGACGAUGAUCGGUAAGACUCGCUCAUGACUUGAAAACUUAGCACAUUGUUAUAACUGAACUUACAGUUAUCAAUCUUAAGCAUUCUCGCCAUUUUCCUGAAACGUCCGAGGGGAGCGAGGAGGCCUAAUGGCAAACAGUUUACCACGCAGAAUUAUCAAUUGAGACCCCUGAAGGAGUCGCGAAAUGAUCGAGUAGCGUAUGACCUUUAACCUCUGCAAAGGUUCGGCUACAUUCCAUUUAAAAAUGCACGAUUUACGAUCCCCUUCAAACUUUAUUAUAUUCCUCUCCCCAACCUCCCGAAGACACAAAGAGAAUUUGUGGAGGAUCAGACUGAGGAAAAGGUUUAUAGCAAGCACGGUCAUGUAUCCCCCGUAUACUAUACUUCCUGUAAUUUCUUUUAAAUUAGCCUCCGAGGCCUAUCACUUUCCUUUGUUUAGUCAGGACCAAAUCUUGCAUUAUUUAUUAUUUAUUGUAUAGGAAGCCUGGGUGGGACAUUUGGUCUGUUCCUUGGAAUGAGUUUGCUCACCAUUUUAGAGUUCCUUGACUUCAUCUUCGCAAGGAUUUGUCACUUACUUCAAGGUCUCCACUCUGGCAACAGACAUACUGGAACCAUUCAUGCAGAGUUUUGA